AUGAGCGUUGGCCCGCUGAGCGAUGGCACAACAAGCAUUGGCGAGGCGAACAAUGGCCGCAUAGUGACGGGCGGCAGGACGAUCGGCGCGGCUACGACGAUUGUCGGUGCAGAGGCGAGCGCGACUAUUGCAAUCGGCAUGAUGACUGGCACCACGAUCCCAGGCUCGACCAUGGCCGGCGCGACCAGUACCAGCACCAGUGGCAGCCUCAUCAGCACAGCAAUCGCCGGAUGGGCUGGCAGCGCUGACGCACUGCUCGCGCUCUUUGCUGCCCACAGCACGAGCUUGAACCACAUCCACGCUGCGAACCUGUGGAACAAACUGGGCAAGCAGCGCAUCGAGCGGCGGCACGAGGAGCGGCUUGAGCAGCUGGUGCAGCGCACGCUCGACCUGGUUUCUUCGUGCCGAGCACGCGAGCUGGCUAACGUGUCUCACGGCGUUGCAAAGUGCGGCCUGCAAGCAAGGGAGGACCGCCGUCAGCUGCACCAGUGGCAGCUCUGGCUCUCCCUUGAGCGAGGAGCAGACGGGCAGCAGCACCUCCUCUCCGCGUCCCAGCGCAAGCUCUGCUGCGACGCCAUGCAAGGCACUGAAGUUACGAUCUCGCGCUUACAGCGCUCCGUCGCGGCUGCCCUCGCCGCCGUCCAGCACGGCUUCGAGGAGGAGCAUCUCGAGCCGCGCACCGGCUACUCUCUCGACCUGGCGCUGCCCUCGACACGCGUCGGCGUUGAGGUGGACGGCCCGUCUCACUUCUUGCUGCCCGACGGCCGGGGCGUGCGCAGACCCAAUGGGCCAACGCUGCUCAAGCGGCGCCUCCUCACGGCAGCUGGCUGGAGGGUGAUCAGCGUUCCAUUCUACGAAUGGUACGGCUUGAUUGCCAAUGAGCGGCAAGCCUACCUGGAGAGGGCGGUCGCCCCGCUGUGUAGUACUGACGGUAGCAUUGCUUGA
Molecule: messenger RNA, 945 nt
Organism: Emiliania huxleyi CCMP1516
Lineage: Eukaryota; Haptophyta; Isochrysidales; Noelaerhabdaceae
Exons: 3
Coding region: 1-945 (314 amino acids)
Source: RefSeq, a predicted model, not a curated record